This is a messenger RNA of Gloeophyllum trabeum ATCC 11539, 2557 nucleotides long. RefSeq names its product protein transport protein Sec22. The transcript has 7 exons. Gene Ontology annotation, cellular component: endoplasmic reticulum membrane; Golgi membrane; ER to Golgi transport vesicle membrane. Gene Ontology annotation, molecular function: SNAP receptor activity. The coding region runs from base 68 to 724 and encodes 218 amino acids. The record is from RefSeq and is a predicted model, not a curated record. Lineage: Eukaryota; Fungi; Basidiomycota; Agaricomycetes; Gloeophyllales; Gloeophyllaceae. Gene Ontology annotation, biological process: retrograde vesicle-mediated transport, Golgi to endoplasmic reticulum; endoplasmic reticulum to Golgi vesicle-mediated transport; vesicle fusion with Golgi apparatus.
GACAAGUCCACAACUGCCGUGCAGCCUCGUCCUCUGUCUCGCUUUCCUGCUCUCGAGUUUGCACGAAAUGGUUCGGUCAACAAUGAUUGUGCGGGCAUCCGAUGCCCUCCCGCUGGCGGCGAGCGUGGACGAUGAAGAUACAGAACAGAAGCUGCAGGAACAUAAACAGCAAGCCAAACUGAUAUUCCGACGGAUAACACCCAACUCUGAGCCGCGAUGCUCAAUAGAGAGCGGGCCAUACACCCUGCACUAUUACAUCUCCGAUAAUGUCGUCUUUCUAACGAUAGCGGACAAGUCAUACCCACGAAAGCUUGCCUUCUCAUAUCUCGACGAACUCGCCAAAGAGUUCUCAUUAUCGUACGGGCCUAAGGUCGAUACUGUCCGGAAGCCGUACGCGUUUGUUGGAUUUGAUACCUUCAUGUCCAAGACGACCCGCCUAUACCAGGACACGAGAGCGGCCAGCGCGAACAGCUCAAAUCUCGACAAGCUGAAUGACGAAUUGCAGGAUGUGACGCGAAUAAUGACGAAGAACAUGGAGGAGCUUCUGUGGCGAGGCGACUCAUUAGACAGAAUGGCACACAUGUCGACAUCUCUCCGCUCCGAGUCUGAAAAGUAUCGAAAGGCUGCACGGAAUAUCAACCUCCAGGCUAUGAUUCGUCAAUACGCCCCCCUGGGCGCAAUCGCCUUGCUUUUCAUUAUCUUCAUCUGGUGGAGAUUCAUGUGAUGGGACCUGUCAUGGUCACCCUCGUACAUUGUAGUUAUGCCGUCUGGUAAUUUGUUUAUUGGUCUUCAUGCUAGUAUGCUACGACUAUCCAACCAAAGUGCACCCAUCGACGCUGCCAGGUUGUGUUGGACCACGAAGAUAGACUGGGCCCUCUAAGAUGUGUACAUAGCUCGGCAGCCACGGACUAAGAAUACAAGUAUCCUAGUUGAGAGGAGACAAGAUGAGAGACGAAUACACAAUAACCUAAACCCUGAACAAACUGUCCCGGAGAACGGCGCGGAAAUAAGGUAUCUAUGAGCGUCGUGAAGGAAAUCUAUAUCUGAAUGUCACCGGCCAUUACAGGAGGGUAUUCCAUGCGUCUCUUCUUCGCAGCAGGGCCCUCGGAGCCGGUAUCGUCGUCGUCUACAACGAUCAGAGGUGACUCCGAUCGAGACGCCUCUGCAAGAGGUGCAGAAGAGACAGGUACCUGUUGCUGACCGCCCAUCGCUGGCAGGGACUUGUCCGGUGUGGCACUGCCGCUCUGGUCGGCUGAUGUUUCCAUCUUGACGUCUGCCGGAGUCGCCCUGGCUGUAGCACCGCUGAUAUCCUUCUUACCGCGUCCCCUCCCUCUCCCGCGUCCUCUACCUUUCCCGCCCUCGUGCCGAAUCCGCUCCUUAAGGAACCGCACGAUAUACCCUUGGAGGAUUUCCAAGGCCUUCUGGGCUCCAAGGUUCUCCAACUCCCUCAACUGUUCACGAGUCAGAUGUGAAAAUAUCGUGGGGUUCAAUAUGAGCGUGUUGUUAUGCAAGACGAUGGGAGGAGAGGGAAGAUGCAGAGACGCUGCCGAAGACGCAGGGGAAGGGGAGACGGCCGACGAUGCCGGCUGAGAAGAGGGUGCUGGACCGACGAUGAUAGGUAUCCUGACCGAAGAUGGCAAAUGAGGAACUGCUGAUGAUGACUGUGUGGGUGGCAAUGCGGCGCUCGGAGGUGCUGGGGUUGCCGCGACUUCAGAAGUGGGUAUGGCGGGAGCCGGAGCUGGGGUAACAGUGGCUGACAUCGCCGUCAGGAGGGACGGUGGUGGUGGCGGUUCAGUCUUGACGACAGGAGGAGGCGCUUGUGGGGCCGCUGGAACUGCGGUGGCCGCAGGCUUAGGAACAGGGGGAGUUGUCUUGGACGUCUUGAAAGCGAGAGGAGUAGAGGCGAACGGCGGGGGCAAAGGGCCCUUGUUCUUGUUCUUUGACCGACCAUCUUUACCUCCCGUCGCGCCCUGAGCAUUUUCCCUCUCCUCAAAGGUGUGCUCGUAUUUCUCGUCAACAGUCCAGUAAAAACCCUUUCCCUUCUCCCCGGCCGAUUUCUCGACUUUCUGAAACGCGCGAUUAGAGGAUAAAUUAUGGCGAAUAGAACUCUCCCAUCCAGUCCCUUCAUUGUAGCGGUACCAGUCAUAGUUACUUAUAGCCCAGUUGCAUAUAUCUUGUAAAGUCGCUCUACCACCCAAUGCCUUGAUAGCUUUAUAACACAGCUGCGCAUAAGUUAACUGAGGUUUAGGCGGCAUAUCCUCGGGCUUGGGCCUGGGUAUCGCAUCGACAUCAGACUUCUUUCGCUUCUUGGACACAACUUUGGGCUUCAGUAGAGUCGUAGAAGGUUCUGGUUUAGGCUGUAUCAACGGGCUCUUGACUAGUGGGGGUGGCUCAGCGACGGGGACAGGAGGGGGUGAAUCCGAUGGUAGGGAUGACGGGGGAGAGAUAGAGGUGAUAUCAACGGAGGGCGAGCGGUUGCGCUGCUCGGAGGAAUGAGAGCUGGGAGACGGGGAGUCUUCGGGGGCAGGGGGUGGUGGCAAUACAAAGUGAAAGGUCC